Podarcis lilfordi (Lilford's wall lizard) is the source of this 3177-nucleotide messenger RNA. Lineage: Eukaryota; Metazoa; Chordata; Lepidosauria; Squamata; Lacertidae. The record is from the annotation of a GenBank genome assembly.
AUUUAACAGGACUGGAGCUAACAUUUGCUUGGAUUUGGCACCAUUGAUAGGGAACUGCCUGCUGCGUCCUCCGCUUUGAAGUCCCCCUGGUCUUUGGGCCUCCAGCACCUUCUUCAGCAUGUCCAACCCAUCUAAGAGGCGUAUGAUACUGGUGUUCCACUGGGUUAGGAAGAAACCCCUGACAGAGAAGCCGGGCUCUACCAUCUCGGCCAGACCUUCUGCCUCUGCACCGGCUUGCAACACUCCUCACAUUUCACCCUACUUCACGAGGAGCAAGACACAACCCGCUCCGCUCAGGAGGUCCAGCAGGCGCAAGGUGCUGCGAUUGCCGAAUCUCACCGACCCCAAGUUUUUAAGAUCUGUCAUUGGUACCGUUGGCCGGAAGAGAGCCCGCAGGUGUGGCAAGCAAAAGAAGACUCCAGCGGGAACAGGAAAUGGGGUGAGGGCUAGGCUAGAGGCAAGAAGGCUCCCAAGCUAUUUGCGGGGUGGGAUUGCUUUGGAAGAUGCCUUCUCACACUCUCUACCCUUGAACCACGUAAGGACAUAAGAAGUGCCUGCUGGAUGAGGCCACAUUGGCCUGUCUAGUCCAGCAUCCUGUUCUCACAGUGGCCAACCAGAGGCCUGUGGAAACAAGAGCAUUCUGUAUUCCCUUCCUGCAUCUUCCAGCAACUACUGUUCACAAACGUUACUGCCACUGACUGUGGAGGUAGAGCAUAGCCAUCGUGCCUAGUGGCCAUUGAUAGCCUUUCCUGCAUAAAACCAUCCAAGUUGGUGGCCGUCACAGCCUUCUGUGGGAUUGAGCUUCCAGAGGGGUAGCUGAGCAUGCCUGCUGCAGGAAAAACAGGCAUUAAAAGCACAUUUCUCCCAAAGAAUCCUGGGAAUUGCAGUUUGUAAAGGGUGCUACAAAUAAUAAUAAUAAUAAUCAAGCAGUAUUUAAAUUCUAUGGAAUAAAUAAAAAUCAUAUGAGUGCCCAACUAUUAAAAGCACAGGGCUCCAUCCCCUGAAGCCAAGAUGGCCUUCUGCACAUGCCCAGAGGCUGCCUGUUCUUCUCACUCUUGCCCAGGCCAUAUAUUAGCAGCUGUUUGGAGGCCAAUAGGAACUGCUGCCGCUGCAGCAAUGGUGGAGGCACCAGCAGAAUGCCUUUAUGAGCAGGUGCCUGGAGCAGGCUUAGCACGGCUGCACUCCAGCCAGAGCACAUUCCAGACCUCCAGCUGGAAGUUGUGCAACAGCACCUAAAGGUCUGCACUGGAGGCAGUCUGCUUUCAGCAGAAGCGCUCGAUCUGUUGCAAAGUCAUGUAGGGCAACCAAGGAAGCUGCAGCCCAGCUGUUGCAAGGCUUGUCAAAAGUGGGGAGCAGGAGCCAAGGCUUCUGUGGGCAGGGCUGCAGAGGGGUCAGAGAGAACUGGAAGCCCCACGCUGACCCCAGGAAAGGGGAUAAUAAGCUGUUACAUACAAAUCCUUGUGAGGCAUUUUCUUGUCUGUGGCAUGGUGUUCCUCUUAUUUACCUAUUCCCUGGGCCGGAAUAGGUAAAUAAGAGAAAUUCCUGGCAUGCACAGGAUGUGUAGCUCCGCACCUGGUGUCUAGGACUAGAUGGUGAGUCUUUGAAGGGACCCUACUAGAUAGGCUUGCCAUAAUUCAAAAAGUGAAAAUCCGCACACAAGUUUUUGAGCUAUUUUAAAGAAAAUUCACCAUAACCUACACUUCCUACAUGGGUUGCCAUAUGUCUGGAUUUUCCCAGACAUUUCAGUGAUUUUCACCUGGACACUGUUUCCGAUGGGCAAAUCCUAGCUACGUCCAGGAAAUUCUGGACCUAUGGCCAACCCUAUGCCUAAUCCCUGACACACUUUUUUUUAAUAUACAAAAAAGAAAUUAGUCACUGCUUCAAUUGCUUUUUUUUUUUAAAUAGAAAGUGCAGAGCAUAACUUCUCCUGGAAUCCACGGCCUCGGACCUGGAAGGUGUCCCCACCCAAUUCCUCAAGAGUGAAGAACCACUGAAGGGUUUCUGUCGUGAGAGAGAGGUUCUCUUCGCAUGCUCAGAUGACCUCUUUUUUGAUGACUUCUGCCCCUAUUCCUGGACUGGAAGGCUCUGGGGAGAAAACCAGUUCCUGCAGAGGGCAGAGCCUUGGCUGUAGUUAGGUCAGCAGGUCAGAUGCAGAAGGCAACCUGGGUGGUGGUAUCUUGAUCGGGUUCACGCUCAGCCCCCGCCCCCCCCCCGGCUCCGCUGGUUAAUUAGUUGCCCUCUGUGCUGGGCUUAGCAUCCUCUCAGUGCAACCAAUUACUGCUGGGAUAAUUAAAUUUAAUGCAGCAGUUUGUUAUCUAAAUGUCUCUAAUUGCAUCUAAGUGGCAAAGAAAUGGGGUUUGGUGCAGCCGCUGCCUGGAGAACUGAGUCCGUAAACCCACCCCCCCAAAACACACACACUAACUCUUUGGAGAAGUACCCUCACUGGACUCUUAGGUGGGAGGCUGGUUCAGGCUAGGGCUGCUGGGGGCAGGGAAUGGUUUGGAUGUGGGUGCCACACAGCGGGGGGGGGGGAGGGUAACAUUAUGAUUAAUUGAUUAAUUGGCUUUAUAUUCCACCACGUUCCUCCAAGAAGCUUGAGAUUGUGUCCAUGGUCCCACUGUUGUAAACAAAAAUUACCCUUUUCCCUUGUAGGGUAUCCAAGAGCCCAUAUAGAGUCCUUAACAUAGGUUCCCUAUUGGUAGGAGAGAAUAACAGAGGCCAACCAGAGAAUACUGAGAAGCAAAGCAGCUAGUAAGCGUGAUCUUUAUUGAUCUGUUGCAACAGGGUGCUCCCCUCACCCGUAGGAGAGGAAGAGGAACCCAGAACAAUGGCACGCAAGGACUUAUAAAGACUUUUGAAAUUGCCACCGUGUAGAUCAAGACUACCCCCAGAAACAUCAUACAUACAUCACAGAAGGGGUGUAACCUAAGACCACCCCUCAAGAUACAUCACACCUACAUCACAAAAAAGGCAGUCUAAAACAGAAAUUUUAAUGUUGUUUUUCUCCUGUUGUUGUUUAUCUCCUGUCUGGCAGGUUACCUGAUUGGAUUGCCUGGGGAGCCUGGCCAGUCUUUUGUAGUGAUAAAUACUUAGUUCCUGGGCCAGGUCACAGGCUCACACCCUAUUCAUAUCUUAAAUGUGUCCUUAAGACAGGAUUUGUGAGGAAAGAGACAAUGG